Messenger RNA from Daldinia caldariorum, 939 nucleotides. Its product is annotated as family 2 glycosyltransferase. Gene Ontology annotation, cellular component: endoplasmic reticulum membrane. The coding region runs from base 150 to 887 and encodes 245 amino acids. Gene Ontology annotation, biological process: protein O-linked glycosylation via mannose; GPI anchor biosynthetic process. The transcript has 2 exons. NCBI's taxonomy places the organism in Eukaryota, Fungi, Ascomycota, Sordariomycetes, Xylariales, Hypoxylaceae. The record is from RefSeq and is a predicted model, not a curated record. Gene Ontology annotation, molecular function: dolichyl-phosphate beta-D-mannosyltransferase activity.
ACGCCCAACUUCAGUCCGCUCCUUUGCCUUGUAUCUGUAACUUCUUUUUUUUUAAGGUUUAGUUUCUUCUUCCUAUAGUUACCAAUUGCAAUUCUUACUUAUCUUUCAACCCUUAUAUCCCGAAUAAUCACAGGCCGUAAUUAUACACAAUGGCUCCGACGAAAGCGACCGAAACCAAGGACAAGUACUCGGUUAUCCUACCGACGUACAACGAGCGCCGCAACUUACCCAUUAUUACCUGGCUCCUCAACCGUACCUUUACCGAGAACAACCUCGACUGGGAACUCAUCAUCGUCGACGACGGCUCGCCCGACGGAACGCAAGUCGUAGCGCAACAACUGGUCAAGGCCUACUCGCCGCACGUAGUGCUCAAGACGCGAUCGGGCAAGCUCGGGCUGGGAACGGCCUACGUGCACGGGAUGCAGUUCGUGACGGGCAACUUCGUGAUCAUCAUGGACGCCGACUUCAGCCACCACCCCAAGUUCAUCCCGCAGAUGAUCGCGCGGCAGCGGGCCGGCAACUUCGACAUCGUGACGGGGACCCGGUACGCGGGCGACGGCGGCGUAUACGGCUGGGACCUUAAGCGCAAGUUCGUCAGCCGCGGCGCCAACCUGUUCGCCGACACCGUCCUCCGCCCCGGCGUCAGCGACCUCACCGGCAGCUUCCGCCUCUACAAGAAGGCCGUCCUCCAGAAGGUCAUCGAGAGCACCGAGAGCAAAGGCUACACCUUCCAGAUGGAGAUGAUGGUCCGCGCCAAGGCCAUGGGUUUCACCGUCGCCGAGGUCCCUAUUACCUUCGUCGACCGCCUCUACGGCGAGUCCAAGCUCGGUGGCGACGAGAUCGUCGAGUAUGCGAAGGGUGUGCUAAGCUUGUGGUUGAAGGUUUGAGGUGAAUACAAAAAAUAUUAUACCCAGCUUAUGUAUGUGUAUGAGAAGUGGA